UCGUUCCUUGCGUCAUUGUGUCAACAUGGCGCCUGUCUGCCGGACAAAAGGCGAAUCCGUCUGACGGAGGAUUGAAACCCAAUUAGAGACAGAGGAGACAUUUUGGGAAGACUGUCAGCGUCCGUGUGUCCCGAGGCGAGAGAUAUAUGGUCAGACACACGACUGCGGAGGCUCUUGGACUGGGAUAUUAAGGAUGUUCCAGCAGUGCGAGGAGCCUCGUUUCACCAUCGAGCAGAUAGACCUCCUCCAGAGGUUAAGGAGGACCGGCAUCAGGCAGACGGAGGUCCUCCACGCCCUGGACACGCUGGACCACUUGGACCGCCAACAUGGACGCAAGCUGACCCACAAACCUCCCUACGCGCCUCCCUCCUCCUCCUUGUCUUCCUGCAGCGCCGCCAUCGCCUCCUCCUCCAUGACCUCCACCUCCACCCAGACAAGUUUCCCCAACAACCGGCUCUCGCUGUCCCCCAACAGCAACAACUUCGACAACGCCUCCCCGCCUCCGCCGAUCCCGGCGGCCUCGCCGGUCGCCAUGGCGGCGGUAGUCCAGAACGGCCUGGCCGCCGUCGGCAACGGGAAGCUGUCCCCGCCCCGGUUUCCUCUCGCCGUGGUUGGCGGCGGCGUGGCGGCGCCGGGCUACGGGUUUGAGACCAGCGAGGAGGACAUCGAUGUUGACGACAAGGUGGAAGACUUGAUGAGGAGGGACAGCGCUGUGAUCAAAGAGGAGAUCAAGUCCUUCCUGGCGAACAGGCGGAUCUCCCAGGCCGUGGUCGCUCAGGUAACCGGGAUCAGUCAGAGCCGCAUCUCCCACUGGCUCCUGCAGCAGGGAUCGGACCUCAGCGAGCAGAAGAAACGGGCCUUCUUUCGCUGGUACCAGCUGGAGAAGUCCAACCCCGGUGCCACUCUGGCCAUGCGAGCCGCCCCAUUGGCCCUGGAGGACGUCAUGGACUGGCAGCAAGCCCCGCCUCCGUUCGGCUCGCCCCCCGGGGGCUUUCGUCUGCGGCGCGGCAGCAGGUUCACCUGGAGGAAGGAGUGCCUGGCUGUCAUGGAGAGCUACUUCAUUGACAACCAGUACCCUGAUGAAGCGAAGAGGGAGGAGAUCGCCACCGCCUGCAACGCCGUCAUUCAGAAACCAGGAAAGAAGCUGUCUGAUCUGGAGAGGGUAACGUCUCUGAAGGUCUACAACUGGUUUGCCAACCGCCGCAAAGACAUCAAGAGGCGCGCCAACAUUGAAGCAGCCAUCUUGGAGAGCCACGGCAUCGAGGUUCAGAGUCCAGGCGGUCAGUCCAACAGCGACGAGGUGGACGGCAACGACUUCCCUGACCAGGGUUGCGAGGUGUCCUUAUUCGACAAGAGGGCUUCAGCCAAGCAGUUUGGUUUCAGUCGCGCUGACCUGACCUCUCCAACCCAGGUACCCACGCUGCUCCCCAGCUGGUUUUCCGUCCUCAGUAGAGGGGGCUUGUCCGGACAGCGGGGCCCGUCUCUGAUUGGCCGCUCCCUGGUGUCCGGGGCGGGCCCUCAGGCGGAAGGUUCCAGAUUGACGGGCGUGUCCUGGUCUCCCCCGUCGCCCUCCCUGCAGGACGAGCCCACCGUACACAGCGCACUGUCCGAGUCCCAGGACCCAAUCGGUUCGGAGAAGGCGGCCGUCACUCACGGCAGCCACGCCCUGGCCAAUCCGGUGGAAGGGGCGGGGCGGAAUAUCAGGAAUGAGAUCAAGACGGAAACGCUGGAGGACGACUGAAAUGGGCCUCUGACAUGGAGUUGUCAGAAGGAUGAAUGAAGCAGGAUCAGAGGUGUGUUAAUAUGCAAGCAGAUUUUAUAGGAAUGUAAUAAGUGGGGAAAAAAAAGACCAAAAGUUGUAAAAUCCAACCCUGAGAUACCUCCCGACCCUACCUCCAACCACCAACCUGCUCGUAUAGGGAUUACUAGGUAAUUAUGAUAAGCUUUUAUUUCUUACAGUGCUCCCCAGCAGGCUGUGGAAGGUUAAAAAUGCCCAAAUCAAUUUCUAAUGCAUUCUGUGAUUCUGACCCACGGAAGGCAGCACACACCUGCUUUGCUUGUGUGUGGAUUUGUUUUUGGCAUUUUAAAUCUUCCGUAGGGGCAGGGUGCAUUGUGCAAGCUCCUCAUGAAGCUGCAUUUCUCACUGUAAUAGACACGGGGCGCACUGUGAUCACAACUCGACAGCCUCAAAAGACAAACGCGCCACGUUCCUUUCGACCGAAAUGACCGUCACGCAUUUUAUCGCUGAUUCUAUUUCAAAUGUUUCCUGUUGGUUCCUUCCAGAAGAAGAAGAGCAGAAUAAGCUCUUGGAGGUCUCUGCACGUAGGUGAUAUUUCCUGUGGGCCCGGGACGAUUUGAGAUUUGGAAAACGGAAACAUAGAGAAUGACCCGAUCCCCCCCCCCCCCCCGCCCUGGUAAAAUAAGCUCAAAGUAUGGAAGCAAAAAUCUUUAUUGAACAUUUCAAUGUAAAAACUACAUGAAAUUGAGAGGUCACCUCGAUCCCUUCUGGGAUUUAUUGCUUAUUCUUUUGACGCAAAUGUUUUGUUCAGCAAUUUUAAUUUGUUUAUUUUAAUCUGAUUUUUUGCACAACUUUAAAUUGGAAAGAGGAGUUUAAACCACAAACGGGUGGUUAUCUACAAAAAUUAUUAUACAAAUUAUAUACAUUUAAUAGUAUUUAGUAGAUCAUUUACAAUCAAGCAUCUCUUUGUUUCUUAAGUGUAACACGUAAUGCAAAAAAAGUUGCUCAAUACAUAACGUCACACAGAUGACCUGCAUGUGGUCAGGUGAUCUGUGGUCAGUCAUAACGAUGGUUAGUGUAAGAUAAUCUACAAUCACUCAGUGUGGAGGCAUCCAAACAGUGUGAGGAGACCGUUUGGCUGCUGUAACGUGAACACAUGCAUGUGUGUGUGUGUGUGUGUGUUAACCGUGGGGUCGCCCAUGUCAUUUCUAUUUACAGUAUAGAGACGUAUUUGCUUCAGAUGAGACGAAGCAUCAGUGUGAGUCUGUCUAUGAAAGGUGAAUGACGCAUUAGCCAAAGUAUUAAGUUGUUAAUUUAGCGUAUUUUCUGAGUGUGUGAGAUAUGCCAAUCAAAGAUGCAUCAGAUGUGUCAACUUAUUGGGAGGAAAUGUGUCUCCGUCUCGUGUUCGUGCUCCAUUUUUGCCGUGUGUUCUAAACACAUUGUCCAGUUUAAAUGGUAUUUUCAUUUCAAAUGACACUUUAUCGGAUCGAUAUGAUGGUGCUCGGAGUCCCUGCUGUUGAACCAGUUACCUGAUGGGUGUGAAUGAGUGACAGACCAGAGCGACCACAGCAAGAACGAAUAAACGAGUCAAUCCAAGGAAUAUUUAUCGCAGUGCGGCCGUUGUGGAAGUCGUUUUAAUAAGGCCUCCUAAAAAAGUAAGGAUUUGUGCUUUUAAAAAGGUCUACAAACCCGUUUCCAUGUUAAUUCACUAUCUCUUUUAGCUGCGUUUUCAGUGAGCCGGCUGUUUGCUGCACGGAGGCUUCAGUGCGAUUAUUGGAGCCCUGAAAACACACAAAGGGGUAAAAAGGUGUCGUAGUCUGUCAGCCAAACGCAGCCGUGUCCUCAUCGAUGCACCGACUCCCAGCCGGAGACCGGUCAUCAGUGGGGACAGAGAGGGCCUCCAGAGGGCCCAAAGCGGGCCGCAUCCCAAAUAUUAGGCAGCAGAAGGCGAGAUUUAGCCGAGUGCACAUUGGUGUCUACAGGUUCUAAUUGAUUGUAGAUUUUAACGUUUAAUCUUCAGAUUCCAGUCGCUGAAGAAAUUCCAUCCGGCUUUGAGACGUGCCUUUUUGUUUGCGCAGGUGUAGUUCUGUGACUUUUAGGUGACACAUUAACACCCGCCACACUAGUUAAAGAGUAAACAAGGCUGUUACUAGGCGACCAAUGGGUGAAACGUUUGAGCAACACGUGAUCUGAAGGUAAAGUGCCUUAUUUAUUCAGCGUGAUGGGACAUGAAGGACUUCCACAUCGGCCGUGCACUCCUCACUGUACCUGAAGGCAAGGCCUCACUUAGAGCUUCAUCACCAGGUGCUUCACAGGCUCCGCUACUAGUUCAGAGUUUAAAAGACUCGACACAAAUACCUCACUUCACCCCGCUCAGCUAUAAGCUACACCCCCGCAGGUCCCUCCACAGCUGCUUCAAUGUGAACGAGGUCACACUGCGACCGGGCUGCAGACGCCUCUCGCUGGCUGAUCUCGGGUCAGAAAUGUCGGCAACCUCUAAAAAGGGAAAUUCCUUCUUGAACUUGAUCCGAUGGAUAUUGAGUUUGGACAUAAAGGGAAGUUCCACUCCAAGGACAGGUCAGCUAUCGUGGCCUUGUGCUUCCACCAAGUCCAAGAAAUACUUCAGAUCCUCAUUCUAUAGUGAGAUGUUCUCCUUCAUCACAACUCAACUGUGUUUUUUAGAUUGAACGACAUUGAGAAUCAAAGCUCUUUUGCUUUAAGCGUUUGUUACUCAUCAUGCGUCAGUGAUGUAGCGUUCUGUUUAUAUGAAUUAUGUACACCAAAAUAUGAAAUGUACUUUUUAAAUCUGCAGAGCAGAAGCCUUUCUGAGGUGAAUCUUUGGGUUCAUUUAAGACGAUUUGCUGUUUGAGAUUAUUUGAGGAUUUAAAACCAUUUCAGUUGCUGUCUUCAUGAUCUCCUCGUGAGAAUAAGCUUUUUUUCUGUCAUUUUAAGAGCCAAAACAUCUGAAAAGAAAUGAAAACCAAAAGAAUUCAAAUGAUUCCAAAAAUUGACCAAGUCGUUAAAAAUGGAAGAAACACAAACUCAAACCUGCGAUCUUUCUGGUUUGUGAUUUACAGUUGAGUUUCUGUUUGAUUGGUCUUCAUUUCACUUUAAGAUUUGACCCUAAAAUGUCUGCGUACAAUGAAAUGAAAUGCAGUAAAUAGCCUUUUUUCUUUGCUCUUCCAGUUAGAUUCAGCACUUUGUUUCUGACGGUCACAUGUUGCGUCUUAGUUGCUUUGAACAGUUCCAUCAGCUGGUUUAUUAAAGGCUGGCCUUCUAUUCGCUGCUUCUUCACAGGGAAAAUGUUUCAGAAGCCAUUUGUCAUUUUACCUUCCUGCAGCGAGACAGAGCGGUAGAUUUUGGGUGUCGAUCCAUAGGGUCUGAUCCCAGGUCUGCUGUUUGGACAAAAGGAAAGGCCCGAUGAUGGAGCUGGUCAUGGUGGUUUCAGUCAUUUCACGCCUCAGGACUCAAUGAAAACAUGAUUUGCAGUUUCUACAAAUGCUGUUUUUAAUGGAGGUGAAAACAUUGAUUAUUAAAUGUAUAUGUACCAGUAUAAUGUCCUCAUUCAAUCAGCCAAUGGCUGAACAUAUAUAUAUAUAUACACACUAAUGUUCCACUUUAUCAGUCAUGUAAAUAGUGUUUUCCAUUUCAUUUAGGCAAUAAAGUAUUCAAUAAUUCUCCUUUAAGAAUGAACUAUCAAACCUCAGCAGGACGUUUGUUGUAUCACUUUGACUUGAUUUUCAUCCCCUCGUUCUUUUCUAUUUCAAGAUUUAGUGCCUUUUUUGGACAGUAGACUGUUCUGUACUCGCUAUGUAGACGAUCUACAUAUGCCUUUUGUUACUUUCAUCUGUUGGAUAAACCUGAUUUGUUUUUAAAAAGGUGUUUUUAUUGAUAUUCUAUUUACAAGGGAAUAAACUGUGUCCUUGCA
Molecule: messenger RNA, 5666 nt
Organism: Pungitius pungitius (ninespine stickleback)
Lineage: Eukaryota; Metazoa; Chordata; Actinopteri; Perciformes; Gasterosteidae
Product: homeobox-containing protein 1-like
Exons: 10
Coding region: 194-1741 (515 amino acids)
Biological process (GO): positive regulation of DNA-templated transcription
Cellular component (GO): nucleus
Molecular function (GO): double-stranded telomeric DNA binding
Source: RefSeq, a predicted model, not a curated record